Bactrocera dorsalis (oriental fruit fly) is the source of this 4338-nucleotide messenger RNA. RefSeq names its product unconventional myosin IC (gene Myo61F). The record is from RefSeq and is a predicted model, not a curated record. Gene Ontology annotation, biological process: actin filament organization; vesicle transport along actin filament. Gene Ontology annotation, cellular component: vesicle; cytoplasm; plasma membrane. Lineage: Eukaryota; Metazoa; Arthropoda; Insecta; Diptera; Tephritidae. Bases 996 to 4073 code for a protein of 1025 amino acids. The transcript is spliced from 10 exons. Gene Ontology annotation, molecular function: actin filament binding; microfilament motor activity; ATP binding.
AAAUGUUUAGCGGCGCGCGUUUGCCGGUAGGAACCACACACAUAUUAUUAAAUACAUGAAAAGCACAAGCGAAAAGACAAAAUUAAAAGUUCAGAGUUUUGGGAAAUUGUGCAAACAGGAAUUUAUCGAAAAUAUAUUGAUAUAUGAUACAUCCAUAUAUUAUAUACAUAUUUAAGUGCGUUAAUGAGAAAGUGUUUCCUUAACUAAGUGUCUGUGUCUACUCGCUUCAUUUUUUGUGCCUUUAGCGUGCGUGAUACUCUGCAACAUAUUAAUUUCGAAUUGAAUCGGUCUACUAAAAAGUUGGUAAAGAAGCUUAAUGUAUUAAAGGUAAAUUUGUGCAUAUUCUAUUUUUAUUGUUCAUUCUGAAGUGACAACACAUUUUUAGUAAAAAAAAAAAGAAAACAAUAAAAAAUUCAUAAAUGUCCGUUUAGCCGGUAUAAAAUCGAAUUCGCCUCAAGUUGUGUUGCAAAAGCAGUCAUCAGCGAAAAGUAUUAAACAAAAGAUAAGCGCUCCGAAAGGCAGACAGCAAUGAAGGUAGAAUCAAAUAAAUUGACGGUUACAUUUUGAUAUGCAUACGAAUUGAACGCUCCCUGCGCGCCCGCAUACCAAAGCGUACGGCCUCGCUACCACAGUCAGCAAUAAUAAAACGAACUACAACAAAAUUAAUAAAAACAACAACAAUAUAAAGAAUAAUAAGAUAAAAAAGCUUUAAUUUAAAAACAACAACGACAAAUAAUAAUAAUCAACAACAACAGCAAAACAGUAAUAGGAAAAGGCAACUACAGUUAAAAAUUAUUAAACAACAAUAUUAGCAAGAAAAAGACAACAAAAUUUCCUCUGUUAAUUUUCAAGCGUGAAGCGGCAGCAAGGAAGGUUCAAUUAAGCCACAAAAAGCAAGCACCCAAACGGUGUACGACUUCAUUUAUUCGAAUUGGAGUUGAAAUUAGGAUUUUGCAGAAGGACACUCUUGAAGCGAGUCACCGACAAGACCCAGGAUGGAGCGCGGAUUGCACGAUCGUGAUCGCGCUGGUGUACAAGACUUUGUGCUGCUCGAGAACAUUCAAAGUGAAGAGGCAUUCAUCGGAAAUUUACGCAAACGUUUCCAAGAGAACCUAAUCUAUACUUAUAUCGGUCAAGUACUUAUAUCAGUUAACCCUUAUAAACAACUGCCAAUCUAUAGUGAUAACGAUAUCAAAGAGUAUCGCAACAAACACUUCUACGAGAUACCACCACAUGUUUACGCAGUAACGGAUAAUGCUUUCCGGUCAUUAAUUGAAGAGAAUAAAGGCCAAUGCGUUCUAAUUUCCGGCGAAAGUGGUUCCGGCAAGACUGAGGCCUCCAAGAAGGUAUUGCAAUACAUUGCCGCCUGCUCCGGUCAUCAGUUCACUGUUGAAAGUGUUAAGGAAAAAUUACUAAAGAGUAAUCCGGUAUUGGAAGCUUUCGGAAAUGCGAAAACCAAUCGCAAUAUCAACUCUUCGCGUUUUGGCAAAUAUAUGGAUAUACAAUUCGACUUCUCCGGUACACCAAUUGGUGGACACAUUCUCAAUUAUUUGUUGGAGAAAUCACGUGUGGUUAAUCAAAAUGGUGGUGAACGUAAUUUUCAUAUUUUCUAUCAACUGCUGGCUGGCGCUAGCGAAGAGCAGUUGAAGCAGCUUGAGCUGACACGCUCUUUGGACCAUUAUAACUACCUAAGCGACGGGCAAAAUGGUGCGGUAAAGAGCAUAGACGAUGCUGGCGAUUUUAAGGUGGUGCAACAGGCCAUGACUGUUAUCGACUUCAAGCAGUCUGAGCAAAAUGAAAUAUUUAAUAUUAUAGCUAGUGUUUUGCAUUUGGGCAAUGUGAGCUUCACCGAAGCCGAAGGCAUUGCGAAGGUUGAGAAAUCCGCGACCGUCACCACGAUCGCCAAAUUGCUAAAUGUAGAUCAGAAGGAAUUGCACGCGGCGCUUACAAAUCGAACAAUCGAUGCACGUGGCGAUGUGGUCACUUCACCUUUGAACCGUGAUUUGGCCAUUUAUGCACGCGAUGCGCUAGCAAAGGCCAUCUAUGAUCGUCUGUUCACUUGGUUAGUGCAGCGUUUAAAUAUUUCGCUACAAGCUAAAGAUUUACGUGGCGCUAUUAACAAUGUGAUGGGUAUUUUAGAUAUCUAUGGCUUUGAGAUCUUCAAGAAGAAUAGUUUCGAACAAUUCUGCAUUAAUUUUUGCAAUGAGAAGCUACAGCAAUUGUUUAUUGAGCUCACAUUGAAAUCUGAACAGGAUGAAUAUCGUCGCGAAGGCAUUGAAUGGGUGUCAGUGGAGUAUUUUGACAACAAAGUCAUUUGCAAUUUGAUUGAGGAGAAAUACAAGGGUAUCAUAUCUAUAUUGGAUGAAGAAUGUCUGCGUCCAGGUGAACCCACUGAUAUCACAUUCUUGGCUAAACUCACCGAUAAACUGUCAAAACAUCCGCAUUACAUUUGCCAUGAGAAAUCUUCAACGCAAGUGCAAAAGACAAUGGGACGUGAUGAAUUCCGUUUGGUGCACUAUGCUGGAGAUGUGACUUACAAUGUUAACGGUUUCCUCGAUAAAAAUAACGAUCUUUUAUUCCGUGACUUGAAGGAGACGAUGAGUAAAUCAGAUAAUGAAAUUAUACGCUCUUGUUUCCCAGCGACAGAGUAUAAGAACAAGAAACGCCCAGACACGGCUAUCACACAGUUUAGGAAUUCCUUGAAUAAUCUUAUGGAGAUCCUUAUGUGUAAAGAACCAUCUUAUAUACGUUGCAUCAAGCCAAACGAUCAGCAACUGCCAGGAAUCUUUGACGAUGAACUGGUUCUGCAUCAAGUGAAGUAUUUGGGUUUGAUGGAGAAUUUGCGCGUACGCCGUGCUGGUUUCGCUUAUCGCAGAACUUAUGAAACGUUCCUCAACCGCUACAAAUCGCUCAGCAAAACCACCUGGCCGAACUUCAAGGGUUCAGCUAAAGAAGGAGUGCGCAUACUUGCCAACGAUUUACACUAUGGUACCGACGAUUAUCGUUUGGGUGAAACGAAAAUUUUCAUACGAUUCCCCAAGACACUAUUUGACACAGAAGAUGCCUUCCAAGCUAAGAAACACGACAUUGCUGCCAUAAUACAAUCACGAUGGAAGGGUCUUGUACAACGUCGAAAAUACCUCAAAUUACGCGAGCAAAUCAUUACAUUACAAUCAUAUUGCCGUCGUUACUUGGCCAUAAAAGCACUGCAGCGUCGACGCGAUGCAGCCACCAAGAUACGUGCUUUCAUCAAAGGUUUCAUUACACGCAACGAUGCACCGAAUGGUUACAAUGACGAAUUCAUUGCGAACAUGAAACGUAUGUGGCUAUUGCGUCUGGCCAAACAGCUGCCCACCAAAGUUCUGGAUCAAAGUUGGCCUUCCGCACCGGUACACUGUCAGGAGGCAUCCACCUAUCUGCAUCGCUUGCACCGUUUGCAUUUGGCGCGCAAAUAUCGCUUAAGCUUGUCGAGCGAACGCAAACGCCAGUUCGAGUUGAAGGUGCUGGCCGAGAAGCUGUUCAAAGACAAGAAGGCUAACUACUUGGCCAGUGUGCCAUAUUGGUUCCAGAACGAUCGUAUACCCAAGGAACACGCAGCAGAAAUCAAUAAUUUUGUUGCCAAUUCGUUGAAUGGUGAGAGCCUGAAAUAUGCUUCGCCAUGCACAAAAUACGAUCGUCACGGCUAUAAGCCGAGAGAACGUUUCGUGUUGCUUAGCAACAAGGCCUUCUAUGUUUUGGAUGGUAAGAGCUACAAGCAGAAACAUCGUUUGCCAUUGGAAAAAAUCGAUUUCGUUGUCACAAAUCAUAGUGACAGCCUGCUGGUCAUACGUAUACCACUCGAGUUGAAGAAAGAUAAGGGCGAUUUAAUACUGGAAAUACCAUAUAUCGUUGAGUUCGGCACCAUCGUAGUGGACGCAGUCGGUACAGCCAAUAUAUUUAGCAUCGUUAGCCGCGAUUCCUUGGAGCACCAUGUGGUUAAAGGCAAGGGCGGCGUUAUCGAUAUUCAGACCGGUGGCGAACCAGGCAUCGUACGUGAUAAGGGUGGUCAUCUUGUUGUCAUUGCUGGACAAUAAAUAAGCGAUAAAAGUACUAACCACCUUUAACAUGAAAUCAGGGCUUUAAAACAAUGGAUGUAUUUUUUAUAUAGUUUGUUAUACAUAAAUUAUUUGUAAUUGUUAUCUGAACUUUUGCUGCAGAUUCAUUCCAGAUUUUAUACAAUUUUUUAACUUUACACAUAUACAAACGAUUUUUAUUGUAUGCGAAAAGUAUUUACUAAAAACAUAUAAUUUAUUUCCUAUAAUAAAGAUAAUAAUUGAUUGUGUUAGAAUGAUAAUAAUA